Messenger RNA from Aureobasidium musti, 1950 nucleotides. Lineage: Eukaryota; Fungi; Ascomycota; Dothideomycetes; Dothideales; Saccotheciaceae. The record is from the annotation of a GenBank genome assembly.
AUGCUCCGAUCGCCAGCACUGCAGCUUGUGCUUGAAUCAUCCUGCGACAUGUUGCUCAGAAACGCUGCCACACCCCUGGGUGCCCUGCUCGCCCUAUGCCCCUCUUCAUCAUUUGCUCAAAAUACUCCUUGUCAGACCACGACGGUGCAAGCAACCGUACCGAAUAACGCCAAUGUCGCCCUGCAUUCUUACUCGUACUGCGGCGGUAACCUGGAUGUCUCGGUUUACAUCGCCAAUGUCAACUACAACAAAGUGGUUACUCUGUACUACACAGACAGCCAGGGCGUUUCUACGCCUUUGACAUCAGUCGCACUCGGCUACAAUUCCAGCAUCCCAGACACCAACUAUGAGUUCUGGAGUGCGAACACCCCUGUCUACCUCGAUGGCAUUACUGAGUUGUUGAACCUUACCUAUCAAGCCAAGGACAUUGGGCAGACUUACGUACAGCAGCUGGAGCUUGCGGUCAAGGCUAGUGGCAAUNNCCCUCCUGCUCCUGCAGCUAUCCCAUCGCCUUACGCAACCCCGAGCGGCUUCUCCGAUGAUAUCACUGCCUGGUUGGCUCCCAACAAUGGCUCACAAGCCGACUUUUCGAAGACGCACAUGUUCCUGAAUAUCAAUCCCGACAUCGAUGGUGCUGCCAAGGGCACCGUAGUUGCCGCUCGGUCCGGUCCCUCCUAUGAUCAAAAGCUUCCAGACUACGAAUAUGAUUGGGUUCGUGACUCCUCAUUGACCAUGGAAGUCGUCCGAUCUCUCUACGCGGCAUCCACAGUUGACAAGUUUACCCGCAAGUACAAAGAUGCGCUCUUCCAUUACGCAGAAGGAAGAGCUGUCGAGCAGACUGACCCGUCGCUCACGUUUGCCGGCCUCGGAGAGCCCAAGUUUUACUUGAACAACACUGCUUUCACUGGCCCUUGGGGCCGACCUCAGAAUGAUGGCCCUGCAACUGCGGCCAUCACCCUCAUGGAGUUUGCCAAUGAUUACAUGAAGAAAGGCGGAACCUUGUCUUCUGUCCGUGACCGUAUCUGGAAUUCAACAGCAAAUCCUCAGAAAGCGCCCGUUUUGAAGGAUCUAUUGUUCGUGGCCAGCAACUGGAGCUCGCCCAGCUUUGAUCUAUGGGAAGAGGAGGAAAGCACCCACUUUUACACACGCCUCGUCCAGCGUCGUGCCCUGGUUAUGGGUGCCAAGUUCGCAACUAUGCUUGGUGAUGCAGCAACCAGUAACACACUCUCCUCUGCUGCCACUCAACUCACUGCCACACUCGAUCAGUUCUGGAGCCCGAACAGGAAGCUCAUCCUCUACGAGUAUGGACCUGUGUUACAUGGCAAGAACUCAUUCAUUGAUAUCGCCGUCAUUCUCGGUGUUAUUCAUGGCUAUGCUGAUGAUGGUGUAUACUCAUACACGAACGACAGAGUGCUCGCAUCAGCUCUGAAGAUUUCGACUAGCUUCCUCGAUGUGUACCCGAUAGCGAAGACAAUCAAGGACUCAAGCGGUCUUCCGCUUGCUAUACCGAUUNNGGCACAAGCUGACAUACCAAAAGCNAACCCGUGGUACCUGACCACUGCCACCAUGGCUCAGUACCUCUACUCGGUCGCUUCGGAGUACCAAGCUGCAGGUAGUCUGACAGUCAACAAUGCCACUGCACCUUUCUUCGCAUACUACGCACCAACAGCCGGCUUCAAGUCAAAGACCUACUCUUCCAACACCAAAGAGUUUUCCUCAGUAAUUGCCAGUCUGAAAGGUUGGGGUGACGCGUAUAUCCGUCGCAUCAAGUAUCAUACACCGGCUAGUGGAAACUUGGCUGAGGAGUUCAAUCGCAACAACGGUAUCGCACAAGGAGCAGCUGACCUGACCUGGAGUUAUGCUUCGCUUCUUACUGCUGCCUUUGCUCGUGCUGCCCUGUCGGGUGACGGGACUUACGUCCAAAAGGUUGCAGCUUUGGCAUAUGAAUAG